Molecule: messenger RNA, 1680 nt
Organism: Rhinocladiella mackenziei CBS 650.93
Lineage: Eukaryota; Fungi; Ascomycota; Eurotiomycetes; Chaetothyriales; Herpotrichiellaceae
Exons: 2
Coding region: 1-1680 (559 amino acids)
Biological process (GO): transmembrane transport
Cellular component (GO): fungal-type vacuole membrane
Molecular function (GO): transmembrane transporter activity
Source: RefSeq, a predicted model, not a curated record
AUGUCUCUUACGCGGCUCUCUUCCGUCGAUGGAUUCGAACGGGAAAGAAGAGGCUCCAGCGUCUCAUCCCAACGGAGAAUGAGCUUCAACCCGGUGAGUGAAUGGGUUCCUCCUGCCGACCGGAAAGCCAGCGUGGUCACGGCCGCUCUCCAAUUCGAGGAAGUCUCCAAGAAAAAGCGCAUUGCUCAGGUGGUUGUCGCCAUUGUAUACUGCCUCUUCGCCGCCGGCAUUGUGUUUGGCUAUGCGGCCAUCAAGCCUGUCCUCAUCGACGAAGGCGUCUUCCAAGAGUUCUGUACCCCAGAAGAGGUGGAGAGACAGGCGUCUCCGUGCUACAAGCAAGAGAUUCGUCUGAACUUGAUGUUUACGGUUGCUGCCGUAUCCACCAAUGUGGCAGCCUUACCCAUUGGCACCAUCCUCGACGGAUACGGCCCUCGAGUCUGCGGGAUCAUUGGGAGCAUUUUUCUGGCCACCGGAGCUCUACUCUUCUCUUUUGCUUCCAAGGUCAAAGGUGAUCUCUUCACCCCAGGCUAUUUUUUCCUUGCUUUGGGCGGGCCCUUCGUCUUCAUCUCCUCCUUCCAGCUCUCCAACACCUUUCCGCAGAACUCGGGACUCAUCCUUGCCCUCUUGACCGGCGCUUUCGACUCUUCUUCAGCUCUUUUUCUCGUCUUCCGCCUUCUCUACGAGGCUACCGGGGGGGAACUCAACACACACCGUCUCUUCCUCAUCUAUCUAAUCGUCCCCAUCUUCAUCUUCAUCGUCCAAGUCUGGAUCAUGCCCGAGGAAUCAUACAAGACUGUCAGCGAGGUGGUUAAGGACGCCGAAGAGGAAAUCAAUGCUCCAACACCUCCGCAAAUCUCGGAAGAAGAACGUCGCGCCUAUCGCGAACGACGCCAGAGCACCAUCGCCGAAGUGAAUCUCUUGCUGGACAAGAGCACCAACACGAAACGCCAGAAGCGCGAAGAGGCGAAGAACGUCAAAUCCGGUGUUUGGGGCGCCAUGCAUGGCUACCCUGCCUUUGAGCAGAUCAAGUCCGCGUGGUUCUGGCUCAUUACCCUCUUCACCGUGGUUCAAAUGACACGCAUCAACUACUUCGUGGCCACCAUCAGACCUCAGGAGAGAUACUUACUGGGCUCGACGCACAAGGCGAAGAUUGUCAACGACUUCUUCGACGUCGCUCUGCCUCUUGGCGGCGUACUCAGUAUUCCCUUCAUCGGCCUUCUCCUCGACAACACAUCGACACCAUUUGCGUUGGGAUUCCUCGUGGCUACCGCCACCCUCAUCGGUAUCCUAGGCUGUCUACCGUACAUGUGGGCGGCGAUUGCCAACGUGUGCCUCUUCGUUGUGUACCGCCCCUUCUACUACACAACCGUCUCCGACUAUGCGGCCAAGGUCUUCGGUUUCCAAACGUUCGGCAAAGUCUAUGGUCUUAUCAUCUGUCUCGCGGGCUUGUUCAAUUUUCUCCAAUCUCCCCUCGACGCUGUCACGCAUGUCGUAUUCAAUCUCAACCCCAUCCCGGUCAAUGUUAUUCUCAUGAGCAUUGCUGUCGUCGUCGGCUCCGCCCUGGUCGCUUUCACGCUCGUCAAGAGUCGGAGCAUGAAACGUGAUCUGCUGGAAGACGAGGCCGAGGAUGCCACCGAGACUUUGAUGCCCGGUGCGAACGGGAUUUCUUACGGCACGUAG